AUGGGUGACACUAGGCCGGCGAGAAGCCCCGAACCGUCUCCCGCGCCUCCACCUCCACCACCACUAACCCCGCAGAAAGAGAGGAGUCAAAGCGGUAUCAGUGCGUAUUUGCGGACGUUCUGCCAAACCUUCAACAUUGAGCUCCCCAUCGAUGUCAUUGCAUCCCCAAGCAAGACCCCGCGUACUGUCACCUAUGGCCUUGUCAAUAAGAUCAAAUUGCUAUAUUUUCGAGAUCGAGAUGUAUUGGAUCAGACGGUUGACGAGCUACGCGCUUGCCAACCCACGAUCAGAGACACAGAUGCAGUUGACAGGCUGAAGGUACUCGACCGUAGACUUGAGCAGGCUGCGCGACUCAUAGCAAAUACACCACGAAGAAAGCGGUAUGCUAAUAUCGAAACACCUAAUGGUUGCCACGUGCGAGCCAACGAUGAAGCCCCUCCGUCACCGACACUUGCGGUCAAGCAUGCACCACCAGCAGUUACGCACAAUGCACCAUUCCUAGAGAUCCCAGCCGAGCUGGAUGAUUCGUCCAUGACAGCAAACACCUCCUUCAUGUCGGAAACGACGGAGACCAGCGCCCCUUCUGAAGCCACUGCAGCUACAUCGCUAUGGGCAACCCAGGCAUCUAAUCUGCUGCAAUCAAGCUGGGAGCCAUCACAGAUUGGACGUCUUGAUAGCGAAAUCCAUCGAUCCUUUGGCCUUUACGUAGCAAGCGAUGUGGCGGAGCCUGCAAUCGAGUCAGCUUCUGUACCGUCUCUGCCGAAGCUCCCCACAGAGCAUCACCGCGUUGCACGUAUAUUUGCGGACGGCCUUACUGCCACGGACAUCCCACCAAGCCUACACACUGAGCCUAUGUGUGUCAAAGCGGAAGCUUACCGUGUAAUGUACGCAUGUGGCCUUUCUGCAGAGCAGCUUGAGUUUGAGUUGAAAGGCAAGGCCUGUAUAAAUGCUCUGCACAGUCUAGCAAGACGGUACAACAGACGCUUCAAGGCCGGAAAGGAAACGCAUUAUCUGCAGCAUACCUUAGCUGGUCGAUUAGUGUGGACCAGAGGUCAAGAAGGUCGCCUCUUCGACUUAGAACUAUAUCCUGCGCGCCCGGAGAAGUCACACCCGCUACAACGUAAGUUCGGAGGCCACCGCAUUCUGGUGGUCGACUUUCCCGACUUGGACAAGCUACCCAAGUACAUCAUAGGUCAGAAAGGCAAUAUCACUGCACGUAUCCUGGAGAUGCUAAAGAGUGAUCAUAUGCUGCUCGGCCAGAAAUGGACUGCAUUCUUGAACAAGAAGAGAAAAGUUACUAGUGUGGACCCCAGCUACGACGACUCCAAGAGUUUCCAGAUCAGCUUCUUCGCUGUCGAGGGAGCUGGUCUUGACAGUAUAAACGUAGUCGAGGCAGCUGGUUGGGCCGUGCCUCUUCGUAACAAUGCUGAACAGUAUGCAGCCAAAGCGUACUCACGCCUCGAUCUUCCGGUGUCGCGUACAGAUGCUACCAUUGUAUUCGCGCCCGAUGCGAUCGAGCACAUCGCAGAUAUUAUGUCUGAUGACGUCCCGGAUGCUUCAGACUUUAACGAUGCAAGUCUCCCGUUUCUGAGAUCUGAUCAGGUACCUGUCGCGAUGACCGACGGGUGCGGUUAUAUCACGUAUGCAGCUGCACGACGAGUCCAGAGUAUACUGAAUCUGACUUGGCUCCCGUCGGCCUUCCAAGUGCGGAUCGCAGGUGCCAAAGGUCUUCUCGUUGUCCGACAAGACAUUACGCAAGGCGACAUGGCACAGGAGCGUAUCGGCCUGACGCAGACUCAACGUAAGCUUCAAUAUUCUGAUUCCGACCUUGACGACCCAGCUAGGAGAACGCUUGACGUUGUCGAUUACAGCAAAUCUGUCCGCUCCUCCCACAUCCCGCCUGGGUUCUUGCCUGUGCUUCGGGACCGUGGUGUUCCUAAAGAAGCGAUACUUGACGUAGUAGGAGAGCAAGUAAAGCUGGAGACUUCCGGAUUUUUGCAGGCGCUUAAGAGCCGCUCCACACUGCAUCGCUGGGUCUUAUGCCAGAGAAACGUUGUCGGAUUCCGAGCGGCAGCUGGUGGCAUUGUACUAACCGCUGGCUUCCCAGCUAAUACUAUAGAGCGUAUCUUGUUCCUACUCGAAAGCUGGUUUGAGCCGGCGCAGUGUCCCUACCUAAGGAAGCAGGUGCUUGAUUUCGCCGGCCAUGUCUUCGAUGUGAAGGCAAAAGCAUGGAAGUUACACCUUGGCUCUUGUACUUCGGUGAUGAUGAUCCCGGAUUGGACGCAAACACUUAAGCCCGGUGAAGCGUAUCUCAGCUUCUCAAAGCCGAUCAAGGAUGGAACAAGUGGCCGGGUAUGGUCAAGCCUGGCUGGUAUGGAUAUUCUCGUUGCCCGCAAUCCCUGCAUAAGGAAUUCCGAUAUGCAAAAACUACGUGCAGUUUCAUGCGCGGCGCUGGCGGGCAUCUUUGAUGUGAUUGUGUUCUCCACGCAAGGGCCACGCUCGUUAGCGAGCAAACUAUCCGGAGGCGAUUACGAUGGCGAUAUUGCUUGGGUGUGUUGGGAUCCCAGGCUUGUGUUGCCCUUCAAGAAUGCGCCUGCGCCUUGGAAGCUUACAGAUAUCAAGAAUUUCGGCAUUGUGAAGGACAACACCAAGCUUGGAGAAGUUUUGGCAAUCAUAUCUUCGAACGGCGAAGUCGACGCCUCCCUAACCCUGGACGAGAAUGCGGUACGCAGGUGGCUACACCGCGGCAUUGCCUCCCGCAUGAACAGCUCGCUGCUGGGUACUGUCACUAACCUGCAUGCGAAAUUGACGUAUGGAGGAGACAUCAGUUCUGAAGGGGCGACAUUACUUGCGGACUUGCAUGAUCAUCUCGUUGAUGCAGAUAAGCAGGGCUACUCGUACACUUCAGAGGCGUUCGAAGCAUGGCGCGGGCGCUAUGUUGAUAUCAUCCCGCGUAGCCUACCUGGCGUCGCUCAUUGGAGGUUCACGACCAAAACCCACGACGAACCUAGCAAGGCAAAGCCAAAUUUCUCCGACAUCGUCGACUACGUCUACUUCGGGGUGUUGAAGCCGGAGCUCCACACAGCGAUGCAUACCGCGGCGAAAGACCUAGGGAGCGGCUUGCCCUGCCCUCUGGACACUGAUCUUUGUGCGCUGUACGCAGAUGUUGCGUUGUGUGAAGAUAAAGUCAUUCGUGGAGAGUUGGAAGCGCUCCAGAGUAGCAUAAAACUGCUCUAUGAACGAUGGCAAUUGCGUGCGGCUCGACAACGCAACAAAGAUACCCCUGACUGGGCAGACUGGGAGGAUUUCGUGAGCGAGCUACGCUCCGCAUUCAUCGCGCUGCAGCCCUGUAAUCCCACACACCCAGCAGUUCGCGAGUGGCUUCGCCCGCAAGGCGAAAGCCUUACAAUGUGGCUAGCUUUGAAAGCGUCUUCGAUCGCCAGACUGUACUGGGAGAAGGGCAAUGCUGGAUCCUUUGUAUUCAGCAUUGCUGCCCGCGAACUAUGCGAGCUCAAGGCACGAGCGUGCGGUGGCUUAGAUGGCAGCCGUACGAUUAUGAACGAGAUCUACCUGUCCAUGAAGCCAAGCAAGCACGUGGUAAUUGCCACAGCUGCAGAAGAGAUGGGUUUCGAAGCUACGCUCGAAGCGGACUAUGACGGAGACGACGGCUUCGAUGCUCACUCGAGCCUGUUCGACGGUAUCUGGGACACGGAUGGCAUUGUAACACCGGCCGAAGCAACCAAUACUGUGCCCUUCCAUGAAUUCGAGCAACCAACGGGUGACACAGCUGUGCCCGAUGCUGAUAGAGACGGAGACACUAUUGGAAUGCAGACGAGAAGGAGGCAAGGACAGACUUCACCCGCAACUCCGCGACAGCAGGUCGCUUCGCCCACCAAGCCAUUGCUACGCGCACCCAAGAGACCUAUGAAACCCGAGUCUUUAGCGGACGCAGGUGCCAACUUGAUAGGUGGAAUACGAGAACCCGACGUGGAUUUCGACAGAGCUUUACCAUCUACGCCAACGGGCUGGAUGUUCGAACACGAUGGGAGAGCCAAGCGCUCUCGAGGGGACGAGAAGCCUGCGUGGCUGCAGCAGAGUAAGUAAAGUGGUAAUAGCUCAGACAUGAAGCACGCCUACAUGCCCUUAGGCCUGAGCGGCGAGUUUAAUGAUAUCAGGCCAUAGUGACGUAUCAUGAUUUCACAGGUCGCACACGCAGCAAGCUCCAACCGGCCAAAAACUUGUUCCGAGCUUCGCCACCCUCUCUACAGGAGUGGCACACAGCGCCCUCGUGGUGUGGGCGGCGGACGUGUGUAAUUGUCGACGUAGGUUCGAAUUCUCUCCAGCGCAUUGUCCUACGCUUACUGUCUUAUCGCUUC
Baudoinia panamericana UAMH 10762 is the source of this 4376-nucleotide messenger RNA. RefSeq lists its product as uncharacterized. The record is from RefSeq and is a predicted model, not a curated record. Gene Ontology annotation, molecular function: RNA-directed RNA polymerase activity. Bases 1 to 4104 code for a protein of 1367 amino acids. The transcript is spliced from 2 exons. Lineage: Eukaryota; Fungi; Ascomycota; Dothideomycetes; Mycosphaerellales; Teratosphaeriaceae. Gene Ontology annotation, cellular component: nuclear RNA-directed RNA polymerase complex. Gene Ontology annotation, biological process: siRNA processing.